AUGGACGCCUAUCCGCAAGACUACGUCAACCACAAUCUCCCUUUGGUCCUGCUCUCAGGGCUAGAGGCAGAUGCUGAAGAUGGUUCUGGAAAUGUGGUGGGCUAUCCCCUUCUAGCAGAAAAGGGUUCAAAGAUCUUCUCCGACUUCCCACCUCUGAGCGGGGCUGUUGCGGAGGAGUUGCGGAGAGUGCUGCUAGAGGAGGAUGGCUCCCAGAUGCCUUGGAGAACGGGGACCGCCUCAAAUGGGAAUGCACCAUCACCGCAUAUUGCAUAUCGAAUUCGAAGCUCUGGUCGAUCAUAUCAACUUCCUCCACGCAAAGCCAAUCCUCCCCAGACCUCUGCACCAACAAGCCCUAGAGCCGACUCAGACGGAACUCCCUCCGGUUCGACCACACCAUUCGUCCUUCACUCACCCAUCUCCCCAUUGUCCCCGGGUUCCCCCACCUUCCCAGAUGGCCUCCUCACGCCGCUGUGGGUGACCAAGCAUCAGGAGCUGGUCCCCGCAGCGGUGAUCAACUUCUUCCCAUUCUCGCUAGACCCGAACAUGAAUUCUUUACGCGACAAUCAGCUCAAGAUUGAGAUCAACGGCUUGAAAAAGGAAUGGGCGAACUCUGGCUUCAAGACGCGUUUUUUGGUUGUUCUGAUCUCGGAAGAUGGAGAUGGGGGUUACGAGGGGGAGAUUGAUGAUCGUGUGGCUGGUAUUCGACGGGCAACGAACCUGGAUCAGAAGUCGAUCUUCGUGAUCCCACCAGACGCGACUUCUUCAGAGCUCAAGGAUUUCGUCAAGUCCCUGUUCUCUCUGUUGCAACCAUCGGUUGUAGAGUACUACCGGGAUCUGUCGAAGCAUGCCCGCCGCAAGCGAAACCGCAGCACUAUUCCUCCCCCGACGGCACCACCGACGACUGGUACAUCCCAAACGUUGUCAUUGCAAGGCUGGAAUGUGCGCUAUGAAUUCAAACUGGGAAUUUUUGCCGAGUUUCGCCAAGAGAUGGAUGCCGCCUGUCGAAACUACGAGAGUGCAUAUGAGACUCUCUUUGGACAAGAGGUUUUUGAAAACAUUGCAGGUUGGGAUCCUCGGUUCAACGAUGCGCGCCUUCUGGGCGACGCCCUCGCUAUUCGGAUCAUACGCUGUUUGCUAUGGACAGGCCAGACAACCUCUGCGACCCGGUUCUGGGUUGACCAUAGAAUUCGUACAAAAGACAUCGUCAACAGGCGAGGCAAGGGUAGCAAGAACUAUGGAUGGGAGGCUUGGGAAGCACGGUGGUCUCUAGUGAUGGCUCAGCUCAUUCGCCGGGCGGAAGUCACUCCUUCAUCCCCUGAAGCAUCGGGUGACCAAGCAAUGAUGUCUUCGACCUUUCACCUUCCCGAAAAGUCCAUUCCUACGGGCGAACGCGUCAACCCAUGGGAGCACCUACAUCAUGAGGGAUACUGGCUCUAUCGGUCUGCCAAGCAUACUAUGGUCCGCCGAGCACUUGCUCUGCAAAUUCCCAAUGAAGACCGUAUGUCUCCUGGGCAAUCCCCUGCGUCUCAGAUUGCCAACAAGUCAUAUUUGUAUGACACAUACCUUGCGCCGGAGACACAUAUCGAAGUCCCGCAAUCAGGCGAAGGAGGCUUCAACCACUCCGAAUUGAUCCUGAGCUCAUUGAAGGCCGCCCUUGAUGAGUUUUCCAAGAGACAGCAGACGCGGCAAGUUGAAAGACUAAGUCUCGAGAUUGCCGAAGAGUACAUGCGUAUCGGCUCUUGGUCUGAAGCAUACGGCAUUCUUGAACCACUAUGGUCAACUCUCAGUUGGCGCAGAUCAGGCUGGUGGUUCCUGAUGGAAAGCUUUGGCUGGGUGCUGAGGGAAAGUGCCGUUCGUAUGGAGAUGAGUGAGACCGUGUUGCGAGUCGACUGGGAGCUGCUCAACAAGGUAUUCCCACCGAGACCUGCGUGGCACUACGAUAUCCACAAGAGCCUUGAAAAUCUUCCAGCCGAGAAGCCCAAACCGUCCGUGGUGCUCCGCGCAGAAGAUGUCAUGACGAGCUUGACUGCCUCGAUCGUGUUUGAAAAGUCAGAGGGCAACGUCGGCGAACCCCUACAAGCUCAGCUGAUCAUUUCGUCUUGCGCUCAAAAAGCCUCGGCGCCUAUUCGACUAUCGGAGGUGAAGCUUGUUUUCGAGGGCUGUCUGCGACCCGUGAAGCUGCAAUCUGACCAAAAUGAGGACGCUAAUAUCUCCUCCCCCUCCUGCAUCUCUUCAUUGUCUCUCCGCGAACAAAGCUCCGCCGGUGACAUUCAAUCCCCGACGGGUGGCUUAACUACGCUUGUUGGAGUGGCAGACCUCACGAUCGGACCAUCACAAACCAAAGUCUACAAUCUCACCUGCAUUCCUCGUGAAGCCGGAGAGGCUCAGGUUGCCUCAAUCACGAUGCUGGUUGACGAAGAAAAGUUUGACCUUGCAUAUGUGAUCACCGACCACGGCUUGCGAGAUGCUUACUGGUGGCAACAAACCAAGAAAGGGCCGUCACGGCGACGAGUAGGCAAGGACCGGGAUACCGGAAGAUGCAAGAUCAUGCCGAAGCCGCCCAAGAUUCGCAUUUCGACUCUAAACCUGAGGGAGACGUACUACGCCAAUGAGCGCGUGGUUUUGAAAAUCGGCAUUCAUAAUGAAGAGGAUGAGGGUGCCGACGUCUCGGCAGAGAUCAGACUCUUCGGUAGCCCUGAAUCCUCAGCCAAGCUGCAAUGGCUUGAUGGUAGCUCGAGCCCAUCAGAGUCGGGGACAAGUUCCCCAACGGAGGGCGCCUCGCAUUUCUUGAAACAGACCAUCGGAGUAAUGGAGCGUGCUUCCGAUAGAGAGCUUACUGUUGUGCUGGCCGACACCCAAGAUGCCGCAAAGUAUUCCUUGGAGAUAUCGGCCGUGUACCAUGUCGUUUCUGACAUACAAACCCCCAUAAUGAAGACCAUCACCGUGGAUCUCUCCUUCAUUCGACCGUUCGAGGCCAAUUACGACUUUAAGCCUUCCAUCCACCCCCUCCCCUGGCCAGAAUUCUUCUCCGUCAGUGACGAUCUCAUCAGCGACGAUCGUACCUCGGCACCCGGUGGCUUGUCGCAGAGAUGGUGUCUCAACUCGAAGGUGGUCUCCUUUGCCCUGGAACCUCUCAUCAUUGACCAAAUGUCUUUGAAACUACUCACCCUGACCGGCGGCGCGGUGUCGACGAUCAACCCGGAAGUCCUCGUCAGCCCUGAAACACCACACAUCGCUCCAGAAGAGCUGCGUGAAUCCAACUUCUUCCUCGACAUCCAGAAAAUCACGCUGGGUGACCGCCGCCCCGCAGCACUCAACGUUGCCCUGGACAUAACCUGGCACCGGCGCUCCGACGAGAGCACGAGUCCAUCCGACCCCGAAACCAACACUACCACAAGCGUCCUCGAGAUCCCCCGCUUUUUGGUACCUCUCGGUGAACCGCGCGUUCUUGCCUCAUCAUCUCCCUCCACCUCCUUCCCGGGCCUGCUCCACCUGGAGUACACCCUCGAGAACCCCUCAACUCACUUUUUAACCUUCAACCUGAUGAUGGAAGCCAGCGAGCACUUUGCCUUUAGUGGGCCCAAGACGACGGUUGUUCAAUUGGUUCCCCUGUCCCGGCAUACGGUGCGGUAUAACAUCUUGCCCGCAAAACGUGGGCUUUGGAUCCAGCCACAGCUCGUUGUUGUGGAUACGUACUUCAAUAAGACGCUGCGGGUACUUCCUACCGGUGAGAUGCGUGCUGAUAAGAAGGGGAUCCUGGUGUGGGUUGAUGCAGAUGAUUAG
This is a messenger RNA of Penicillium cataractarum, 3783 nucleotides long. RefSeq lists its product as uncharacterized. NCBI's taxonomy places the organism in Eukaryota, Fungi, Ascomycota, Eurotiomycetes, Eurotiales, Aspergillaceae. The record is from RefSeq and is a predicted model, not a curated record. The transcript has 4 exons. Bases 1 to 3783 code for a protein of 1260 amino acids.